UUGAGUUACGUAGGACACACAAGUCCUGAAGUUCUAGAGCAGUUUGGCCAUGCAUUAAAUGAAGCAAUUGGUCCCCCUCCAACUCUGCCUAUUGAAGCCCAGCAUGAUGCUAUCUCAACCAUCCUAAACCAGCGUAAUGUUGAAAGCGAAUUUUUCAGCAGACACUCUUCUGAUCCUAACAUGGUAUGUCCAAGUGGCCACUGUCCCACUCCAGUAGAGUCAAGAUCAGCAUUCCAGCAAGGUCGACUUUUAUUUGAUCAGCUGGGUCUAGGCUCAUGGGAGAAGCGGAGGUCCAUUUACACACUUAAGAAAAAUGACAAACUAUUACGAGAAUUAAAGAAUUUAGAUAACCAGAAAUGCAGGGAAACUCACAAACUGGCUGUGAUAUAUGUGGCUGAAGGUCAGGAAGAUAAGAUGUCUAUCCUAAGUAACAGUGGAGGUUCUGCAGGCUUUGAGGAAUUUGUAGCUGGUUUGGGCUGGGAAGUGGAACUGGCAACACACACAGGUUUCCUAGGUGGCCUUCAGCGUAAUGGUUCCACUGGUGAAACUGCUCCUUACUAUGCUACAUCCUUAACUGAAGUAGUCUUCCAUGUGUCUACUCGCAUGCCAUCAUUUUCUGAGCAGAGCAUGCUGCAAAAGACUCGCCACUUGGGCAAUGAUGAGGUUCACAUUGUAUGGUCUGAACACAUACGUGACUAUCGGAGAGGCAUCAUUCCAACUGAAUUCUGUGAUGUACUGAUUGUUAUUUACCCACUGCCUAACAGGCUCUACAGAAUACAGAUUUCUACUAAAUCUGAUGUUCCAUUUUUCGGACCUUUAUUUGAUGGAGCAAUUGUUGCUCACAAGGUCCUGCCAGGGCUGGUGCGUAGUACAGCUAUAAAUGCUUCACGUGCAAAACGUAGUCGACUGGCCCUUUAUCAGAAUUUUUAUGAAGAGCGAUCACGGGCACUAGACACUAUCAUAGAACAGUACAGUGAAGCUACAACCUUUGAAGCAUUCAUCUCAUCAGUUUACUGUCCCGUCUUCCCAGCAUCCUUUACUUCAGGACCUACACGUGCAUCAGGAACAUCAUUCUCUUCCCGGGUGUUUGACUCCAACUUAGGUGGAUUUGGUGGCGGCACAGGUGUCUCAGGUCUGGCAGCGGCACUUCUUGAUGGACCCCAGCUGCCUCCUGGCCCGCCUCAGCGUCCUCCACUCACUCGCCCAACCAGUUACUCCACGGGAGAGCAACAUCACCUUCGGGAAAAAGCACGAAAGGUUCGGCAAAUGCUUGGAAGCAUUCGUCGCAACUCUGCAUAUAGCAAGAGCUUCCCCGUUCCUCAUGCGAAACUGAACAACAAUUACAGCCAGCAGUGCUGCGAGUCUUGUCAGACAACAGAUAGGUGUGUUGUAUGGAGUGUGUGUACUGUGGUGUGCAAAAACCUCCUUAACAAUACAUGUGCAUGUAGACUGAGGUUGGGAGCAAGCUAACCGCCAUUAACCUUGCAUCUCUGCACGUUGCCUUUGAAACAGUGAAUUAUAGUUUGCCCAGAAAACUAAAGUUUCUGGCAUUAGAGUUACCCUGAAAUCAGUAGCUCAAGAUUUAGUAACCCUUUUUUUUAAAACCCACUUACCUAAUCUAUUCAGUGCUCUUAGAUUUUGAACUGCUGUUGUAUGAAAUGAUCUCUUGCCAUCAAGUAUGAAGACAAAAGCUGCAGAACAAAAAAAGACAGUGUUUCACAAAGUGAAAGACAGUGCUUCACAAAAUGAAAGACAGUGUUUCACAAGGUGAAAUACUGUCUUUGUUUAUCAUCUUGUUUGUCUGUCUGCAUAAAGAGUUCUUACUGGAGUGAAAAUUAUUGUACAGCUGACUGUCAUUUAACAUGGGAAUUACAUUCCUGAAAAUGGCAUGUAAUAAAAAAAAUAUGUAAAAUUAACAGAACAUAUGGGAAAAAUAUGGUUAUGUUCCUUACACUCGCAAAAAUGGCAACAAAUUUUUUUCUUUUAUAAUUUUUGUAAUUUGUCAAGACUCAAAAAUAAUCAUGUCAUGUUCAUUACAUUAUAGUUGUUAUUGCUUGUUGCUAUAAAAAUGUGUGGGAAGGGUUGAUAUGACCCAGUACAAUACCUGUACAAACAUAUGAUAGGCAGUUCUACAACUAUUACCUGUUACAACUUUCACCUGAUAUCACCACAACCACAGUCACUAAAAGUACCAUAUAUUACGAGCCAUAAAACAAAAUUUUUUACUAAAUAAAUAUGUCCAGAAUAAUACCCACCAUAAUAUGAGAGCAUAUUUGGUAACUUUGGGGUCCCAGGGGUGAAUGAUAAUGGAAGAGCCUUUAAUUGAAUUUUGUAUAGAAAAAAGUUUGGUAUUAGGUAAUAAAUAUUUAAAGAAAGAGAGGAUAAAUAAGUACAUGAGAUGAGAUAUAGAGCAUAAUAACUACAGCUUGUUAGACUACAUAUUAGUAGAUAAAAGGUUUAUGAGUAAACUUCUACACAUGCAUGUUUUUAGAGGGGCAAUAAAUAUACUGUGGAACCUCAAAUAUCGAACUGCUCCCAACUCAACCAAUUAUGUAAGUGUAUUUUUGUAAGUGUUUUUAUAAGUGUAUUUUUAAGAGUCUGAAAUGAACUAAUCUAAUUUACAUUAUUCCUCAUGGGAAUAAAUUCGUUCAGUAACAGCCCCCCAACAGCCGUCUGCAACAAAGAAAGUUCGAUAUUUGAGGUUCCACUGUAUGUAUAUAUAUAUAUAUAUAUACAGUAGGGCCCCACUUAUACGGCGGGUUAAGUUCCAGGCUGUUGCCAGAAAACAGAAAUCGCCGGAAGGCAGAAUGCCAUUUUUUUCCAUUUAUAAAUGCUUAUAAAUGCCAGACAACAAGUUUACACUAAAUUAUAUUAAGUUAGUAAUAGAACUAGGCAUUAAAAACACACAAAGUAAAAUACAUUCACAGUAAAUUCAUUACUUACCUUAAAGUAUUUAUAAUCUUAAUGUAGGGAGAGAGGUGAGUAGUACUUAUUUGUAGGAAGUCAGGUGCAGGUAGCCCAGGUGUAGGUAGCACUGGCUUCCCGUCUCAUAUUUAAUAUACGAUAUUUAAAACAUCCCAGAGAGGUAAAAUACACAUACAGUACACUCAUUAUUUACCUUAAAAUAUGUGUAGUCUUAAUAUAGGAAGAGAGGUGAGUAGUAUUUAUUUGUAGGAAGUCAGUGUAGGUAGCCGGUAGGUGUAGCCCGCCUGGGCUACACCUACAGGCUACCUACACUGUGGCCCAGAGCCAUAUUAUUAACAUCGACAUGCCUUGUUCACUGAAUUUAAUCAUUUCUAACAACUACCUUUAGAUGCCAUCAUAAACGAAGGUAGAAGUAAUGAAUAAUUCAUGCCAAAAAUUGUAAACAAAAGCGGAGGGAGUGGCUGGGCCAAACGCAGAUUCAUACACGUUUUCUCUGAUGGCAGAGCAGAGAAAACGUAAUGUUGUCCCUCCAACCAGCUACCACACAGCUUCACAAGUAUUAUUAUCAGAGCACACAUAAAAUAUGCAAUAAAUGCCAGACAACAAGUUUACACUAACUUAUAUUAAGUUAACAAUAGAAAUAGGCAUUAAAAACACAGUAAAAGGUAUGAUACACACAGAGUACACUUAUUACUUACCUUAAAAUAUUAAUAUUAAUGUGUGAGAGGUGAGUGGCAGGGUGUUUAUUGAAUAAAAUCAGAAUGGCACACCAUCAUCCUCUAACUUGGCACUUAAAGCAAGAGGCUUACGACUUAUCUUUUUAUUACAGCUAACCUUAGACACCAUCGUCAAUGAGAGCCAACUAGUUAACGAAAGAGUAAACGAGAGAGAGAACGAGAUACAGAGUUGAGACAAUGUAAGAACACAAACUGAACAGGUAGUGGACGAUCACUUGGUCAGGCGAAAUAAAUGCCUAUUAAUAUGUGUCUACUUUUUGUUCAUUCAUGUCCAUUUGUAAGAGUUUGUAAAACAUUUACCUCAAUAUUUUUUUAUUAUAAUAAUAAUUACCUCACUAUACAAAUACUCUUACAUUGUGUACAAGUUGUACAAGUUAGCUCAGAAUAAACAAAUAGCAACACACCAUUUUUAGAGUGAAUGAAGAUAAUAAUAAUCCUAGGUAGUAGGUUGGUAGACAGCAACCGCCCAGGGAGGUACUACCGUCCUGCCAAGUGAAUGUAAAACUGAAGCCUGUAACUGUUUUACACGAUGGUAGGAUUGCUGGUGUCUUUUUUUUUCUGUCUCAUACACAUGCAAGAUUUCAGGUACGUCUUGCUACUUCUACUUACACUUAGGUCACACUACACAUACAUGUACAAGCAUAUAUAUACACACCCCUUUGGGUUUUCUUCUAUUUUCUUUCUAGUUCUUCUUGUAUAUUUCCUCUUACCUCCAUGGGGAAGUGGAACAGAAUUCUUCCUCCGUAAGCCAUGCGUGUUGUAAGAGGCGACUAAAAUGCCGGGAGCAAGGGGC
Cherax quadricarinatus is the source of this 4455-nucleotide messenger RNA. NCBI's taxonomy places the organism in Eukaryota, Metazoa, Arthropoda, Malacostraca, Decapoda, Parastacidae. The record is from RefSeq and is a predicted model, not a curated record.